Durio zibethinus is the source of this 939-nucleotide messenger RNA. Its product is annotated as mavicyanin-like. NCBI's taxonomy places the organism in Eukaryota, Viridiplantae, Streptophyta, Magnoliopsida, Malvales, Malvaceae. Gene Ontology annotation, molecular function: electron transfer activity. The record is from RefSeq and is a predicted model, not a curated record. Gene Ontology annotation, cellular component: plasma membrane.
GUUCUCACCUUAAUAUAAGAUAGUCGUAAGAACUAAGAACACCCAUGGCUACUUGUAGAAACAUUUGAAAAAUCCCAGUCUUAGAUCAAUGAUUUGGUGCCAGUUGUAUUCUAUUAAUUGUUCUAUAAUUAAUAAAAACUGAUAAUGACAACCCCUACUUUGAUAAAAUUGAUAAUAUCUAACUUUCAACCAUCUAAAAUAUCUUGAUUGGUUUUCAAUUCUUUUCAGCAAACAUUUUCACUGGUUUCAAAGCUAUGGAAGACGAGAUUGUAAGAUAUGGUAGCUUCCCCAUCAUUUUAAUUCUCUGUUUUUCCUUCUUGAAGGGUGCCACAUCUGAAUUUUACACUGUUGGUGAUGAGGACGAGUGGAAUUCAGAGGUAGACUAUGUUUCCUGGUCGCAGAAGUACAAUUUCAGCGUGGGCGAUGUUCUUGAGUUCAAAUAUAAUAAGGGGCAACACGAUGCCUUUGAAGUGACAGAGGAAACAUACCGAUCAUGUGAUACGAGCAGUGGAGUUCUAGCCAAGUAUGAGACUGGGGAUGACCAAGUCAAGCUCACCGAAUCGAAGAAGUAUUGGUUCGUCUGCAAUGUAAGUGGCCAUUGCCUUGGGGGAAUGAGGUUUGGAAUUGAUGUUAAAGCAGGAAACACCAGUACUAAUUUGGAGCAAACUCCAUCAGCCAAAUCUGGUACUGCUUAUGCCUUUGAAAGAUGGAGCUUGGGUCUCUACGUUUUUGCAUCUGGAAUUCUACUCAAUUUGUUUUGUUGAUUUAUAGUCGCUGUUUAGGCACUAUUUUUCGUUUUCUUGACCUUUACUCAAAUGCUUUUUAUCCAUUUUUUAAAGUCAAUUAAUUACUGAAAAUGUGAACACCAUUAGUAAACUCACGAGCAAACCAGAGAGAAAAGAAAGAAACCUGACAGAUUUGCAGUAUGAUCUGAUCUCU